UGCGCAUGCUCAGUAGUGUCCCAGUGGCCAGCACCCAUGAGUGUGUACGACAGUGCACUUAAUAUCCUUCUGCUGUCCUUUAGCGGCUUUACUGUCCUUCAGCCACCUUAACCAUGCUCGGAGCAGCUGCACGCUGCUUGUCCAGCGCUCCAAAGGCUUUUAAGCCUGCUAUCAACUCAUUGAAGACUUUUGGCGGCCGACAUGUGAACCUUACUCCGGGGCGAGGCUAUACAAGCCCAGCUGCUCAGGCAGCUCUGGCCAAUGGUCACAUCGUGGCUGUAAUUGGUGCUGUGGUUGAUGUCCAGUUUGACGAAGGCCUUCCCCCCAUCCUCAAUGCCCUGGAGGUGGCAGGCCGUGAGAGCAGGCUGGUUCUUGAGGUGGCUCAACAUCUCGGUGAAAACACUGUUAGGACAAUCGCCAUGGAUGGCACAGAGGGUCUGGUCCGUGGGCAGAAGGUUCUUGACACAGGGGCCCCAAUCAGAAUCCCUGUAGGGCCGGAAACUUUGGGUAGGAUCAUGAACGUCAUUGGAGAACCCAUUGAUGAACGUGGUCCAAUUAGCACCAAAGAGACUGCUCCUAUCCAUGCUGAAGCCCCUGAAUUCACAGACAUGAGUGUGGAGCAGGAGAUCUUAGUCACCGGAAUCAAAGUUGUAGAUCUGCUCGCCCCCUACGCCAAGGGUGGAAAGAUUGGUCUGUUUGGAGGCGCAGGUGUGGGCAAGACUGUGUUGAUCAUGGAGCUGAUCAACAACGUGGCCAAGGCUCACGGUGGCUACUCCGUGUUUGCCGGAGUGGGAGAGCGCACCCGUGAGGGCAACGACUUGUACCAUGAAAUGAUUGAGUCUGGUGUUAUUAAUCUGAAGGACACUACUUCUAAGGUGGCGCUGGUGUACGGUCAGAUGAACGAGCCUCCAGGUGCUCGCGCUAGAGUCGCUCUCACCGGCUUGACUGUUGCCGAGUAUUUCCGCGAUCAAGAGGGACAGGAUGUGCUUCUUUUUAUCGACAACAUCUUCAGGUUUACCCAGGCUGGAUCAGAGGUUUCUUUGGGACUGGGUCCUGGGAUGAUGGUGAAGCCUUUGAAACAAGCGGGCACUUCGCACAGCUCCAGUGAUGAGUUGAAGUUCUGCGUGAAGAUGGGGGGCCAGCUGCUCAGCAGACUCUCAGGCAGGAGGGGGACACACUAUCUGGUGUCUGCCCUGUUGGGUCGUAUCCCGUCUGCUGUGGGGUACCAGCCCACCUUGGCCACUGAUAUGGGUACAAUGCAGGAACGAAUUACAACCACCAAAAAGGGUUCCAUCACUUCAGUACAAGCCAUCUACGUGCCUGCAGAUGACUUGACCGACCCCGCUCCUGCCACAACCUUUGCCCACUUGGAUGCCACCACCGUGCUGUCCCGUGCCAUUGCUGAGCUCGGCAUCUACCCGGCUGUGGACCCGCUUGAUUCCACCUCCCGCAUCAUGGACCCCAACAUUGUUGGGUCUGAGCACUACGACAUUGCUCGAGGUGUACAGAAGAUCCUCCAGGACUACAAAUCCUUGCAGGACAUCAUUGCUAUUCUGGGUAUGGAUGAACUGUCUGAGGAAGACAAGCUGACUGUAGCCCGUGCUCGUAAGAUCCAGCGUUUCCUGUCCCAGCCUUUCCAGGUGGCUGAAGUCUUCACUGGCCACAUGGGAAAGCUUGUGCCUCUGAAGGAAACAAUCAAAGGCUUCCAGAGCAUUCUAGGAGGUGAAUAUGAUGCCUUACCCGAGCAGGCUUUCUAUAUGGUGGGUCCCAUUGAAGAAGUAGUUCAAAAGGCUGAGAAACUGGCAGAGGAACACUCUUAAAUGCUGACAUAUGGAAGGUUCUCUAAACUGUACAGUAUAAUUUCUAUUG
Nerophis lumbriciformis (worm pipefish) is the source of this 1869-nucleotide messenger RNA. Its product is annotated as ATP synthase subunit beta, mitochondrial-like. Gene Ontology annotation, molecular function: proton-transporting ATP synthase activity, rotational mechanism; ATP binding; ATP hydrolysis activity. Gene Ontology annotation, biological process: proton motive force-driven mitochondrial ATP synthesis; proton transmembrane transport. Gene Ontology annotation, cellular component: proton-transporting ATP synthase complex. The record is from RefSeq and is a predicted model, not a curated record. NCBI's taxonomy places the organism in Eukaryota, Metazoa, Chordata, Actinopteri, Syngnathiformes, Syngnathidae.